Messenger RNA from Meira miltonrushii, 1536 nucleotides. RefSeq lists its product as uncharacterized. Lineage: Eukaryota; Fungi; Basidiomycota; Exobasidiomycetes; Exobasidiales; Brachybasidiaceae. The transcript has 4 exons. The record is from RefSeq and is a predicted model, not a curated record. The coding region runs from base 1 to 1536 and encodes 511 amino acids.
AUGAUGAUGGUGAACUCUUUACAGAUCUUUUUACUGGUAUUCUUUACCAUUUUCCAACAUGUUCGAACGUACAGCAUUCCUCCUUCAAGUUCAUCGAGUGCUUCUGAUUCAGGAUCCAUUGAUUGGGAUGAAUAUAUUAAUUGGCCAAAAGACGAGCCACAUGGAGCACACCACGAUGAACAUAUGGUGAAGCCAAAAGCAGCAUCAGAUCGACAUUCGGUUCGAAGCAAUGACAUCGCAAAACCCGUCGAUCAACAUGCAGGAAGUGUGAGUCCAGGACCACAAUCAGCAAACUCAAAGAAGAGAAAAUCACCAAGUCCUUCGUCACCGAAAAGUGAACAAAGUGCUGCGAGUCCUACGAGUGGGGGACUGACGGAUGCGCAACAUUUGCCGGUCUUCGGGGUUGCAACUUAUGCGCCUCAUUCACCUGAACCUCUAUCGCAAGAUAUAGAUAUAGAAAAUUUGAUGUUCCUUCCACCGCAUGAAUCAAGUUCUCAUCAAUCAAUCAGGAAUGAUGAGAGUGUGGUUAUGAACCAACCAAGCAAUCAGAUGGAAAGGGGAAAGAAACCACUUUCUCAAGAUCCUAAAGCUGUAUGGAUGCGAGAGUAUCGUAAACAAAGAAAAGCAGACAGCUUAGAUGAAAAAAUCAAACGGGAGAAAGAAGCGGUAGAAAGAAGAAAGAUGGGAAGGGAAAAGAAGAACAAAAGCAAAGUUUAUGUUCAAUAUCGACGUAAAUAUCAAAGCGAAAUGUAUAAACGGCUCAAAGAAACUCGUGGAUACGGUAAAAUGAGUCAAAUAACAACACCGGCUCUAAGAAAGAAAGUAAAACAAGGCAUACCGAUGACGCCAGAAGAAACUUUGUUCUUGUUUGCAAUGUCUCAAGUGCAUUGUACCGAAUCGGAAAUCGCUUUACGACGUGAAACAGUCUAUUUCGAGCAAAACGAUGAUUCAUUAUGGGAAAAACGACAAAAUGAUCUAAUUCGGGGUGGAAAUAAGAAAAACGAAUUACCAACAUUUCAUUGGCCAGAAAUUGAUGGUCCUUUGAAGUAUACGUUGAAAAUGUUAAACGGAACAGCAUUAAAGACUGGUUAUUGGACAUUCAAUCAAACGUUCGAUGAUCGUCUUCAACGCAUUGGUGCAAAAAAUUUACAUAAAGCACAAAAGAUUUUAUUUGAUGAAACUGUACGAAAAGCAUUCAAAUGGCGAGAUGAUUGUUGGGCAUUUUCAAACGCAUCUGCAAAAGCAAAUAAUCGAACAAACACUCUUGCUCGGGUUGCCGUUUUUCCUUACAAUACUAAAGGGGAUGAUAUUGACGGAGGAAGAGGAAUUGCUUCUCCCGUUAAAUUUGCUUGUUUUGAACGUGCAAAAGAUGGUAAACGAAAUGUACCUGUUGUUAAUCACACGAUCAAAUUACUCAAACAAGAACAUUGGGAUAAACAAUCGGCUAUACGUCAAGUUCAAAAGCGUAUCAGGGAUGAUAAAAGACGCAAAAAGAUGAAGAAGGCCAAACAAUCACAAUCUGUCAAGACAAAGUGA